Molecule: messenger RNA, 699 nt
Organism: Colletotrichum scovillei
Lineage: Eukaryota; Fungi; Ascomycota; Sordariomycetes; Glomerellales; Glomerellaceae
Product: cytochrome P450
Exons: 2
Coding region: 1-699 (232 amino acids)
Molecular function (GO): oxidoreductase activity, acting on paired donors, with incorporation or reduction of molecular oxygen; monooxygenase activity; heme binding
Source: RefSeq, a predicted model, not a curated record
AUGCCCGGCAGUGGAGCAUUCUGGGGCUUGACCCCCAUUAUCGACAUCCAGAAGACAACCUUGGCGUUGGUCGUCGGUGUCUCACUCUCGUUCUACCUUCUCACCAUCCACCUGACGGUACCGCCCCCAAUCCCGGGCAUCCUUUACAAACGGAGAUGGCGAUGGAUGCCAGCGGGACACCUCGCCCCCCUCGGCACUUACUGGCUCCUGAGCGGCGAAGCGUUCAGCUGGUUUUCUCGGGAAUCCCUCGAUCUCAAGUCACCGAUCGUGCAGAUAUUCCUCCCGACCUUCUCCCUCAGGAGACCCACUGUGAUUCUGGCCGACCUACCAGAGAUCGAGGAAAUCGCCAUGAGGAAACUGGGUGAGAUGGACAGGGCAUCGCUCAUCCACGACAUGUUUGGCUUCAUCAUGCCGAACGCGACGUUCAGUAUGAAGACAAAUGACAAGUUGAAGUCCCAACGACGCUUAUGGGGUGUUGUUUCUUCAUCGCAGUUCCUCCAUGAGGUCGCUGCUCCCAGAUUCCAUGAGUCCAUUUCACGACUCAUCGACUUGUGGAAGCUCAGGUCCAAGGCCAACAACCAACAACCUUUCAGAGCUACAGAUGACCUCAAAUCAACCGCUUUAGACGCCAUUGGCGCAAUCUCAUUGGGCUUAGACCUUGGCAUGCUCCAACAAGAGAUGCAAAAACGCAAUCACUAA